UAAUUAAACAAUCACUUAAACAAUUCAAACGACUGAGUUAAACGUGGUGCCGCUUGCAAACAAAACCGCGGGACGGAUUCGGAUAUUUAACAAAUAAAAUAAAAUUAUAUUCGGCAAAACUACCUUCUAUCAGCGAGUGCAAUUCAAAAAGCUAGUGAGGGAGAGUUAAAAAAAAAAUAUAGUAUGUUUUAAAAAAAAAAGUUAUUGAUAUGUUGGCAUAUAGAUAGGUGGAAGGAAAAGUGGUAUUUGUUUAUUAGUUCACUCAAUCAAACAACACAAGAUUAUUGUUAAAAAUGUGGAAAUACUUUCAAAUGUUAUUGCUUUUAAUGGUACUGCUUGCACACUGCCACCAUGCGAUGGGAGAUGGUAUAUGGGAUUAUGCUGUAACCGCAAAAACCAAAAUAAUCUUUUACGAUGAGCAUUGGAGAGAGGUUACAUCGUCCGCUCACCAAUUUGAUUAUCUAUCGGCCAUUGCUUUCGAUGAGACAGAAGAAAUUGUUUAUUUUGCGGAUCGGCUUCACAACAAUGGCAGUAUAUUUUCACUGAAACUACCUCGCGGUGGCUCAACAGACGACACUCACAUCAUUGAAACUAUUGUCCACCGCACACAAAACGAAACAAUAUCUAGCAUUGCCUAUGAUCCGUUGGAUCGAAAUGUUUACUGGGUGGAUCAAAGAAGCAAAAAGAUCUACAUAGCAUCAAUUGGUAGAAAGGAAACGGAAAGUCCAAAAGUUUUCAUGGAUUUUGCAAAAGAAGAAACUUUGCCCGACGGCAUUGGCAUAGAUUUUUGCCGUCGAAAGCUUUAUUGGACAAAUUCGAAUUUUACUAAUGCCACUAUUGAACGCAUUGAUCUGAGUGGUCAUAAUCGCAAAGUGAUAGUCAGUACUGAUUUGUAUUUACCACAUGGCAUUGUGGUAGAUCAACUAUCGGAUCGCAUAUACUGGGUAGUCGACCAACAAGGUGCACAUUUCACAGUGGAGAGUGCCAACCUGGAUGGCACUGACCGUCGCAUAGUGGUUAAAGGUAUAAACAGUACACCAUUUAAUUUGGCUGUGACAAAGGACUUGAUUUAUUGGACUGAUCAAAGGCACAACGCCGUCUUUACUCACACAAAAGUGGCCAGCGAAAAAAAAAAUCAAACUGAAGAAGGCGCUAAGGAGGCAACAAACCCCCAUAUUAUAUUCAAGCUACAGGAGAAACCAAGCGGCAUUAUAGGCCGUUCUCGUUAUAUGACCACCUUAAAGCAGGACGACCAUUGCAGUGGAGUAGUGAAUAAGAUUAAAAGGCGACUCUUGGACUCUAACAUUGUUUCUAGCAUAAAUAACAAUCCCUCAAAUAUGACCCUUUUGCAUCGUGAUUAUUGUCUUAACGACGGUGAAUAUAUUGCACAAAGCGGCAUCUGCAUUUGUAAAGUAGGAUAUGUGGGAGCUCGUUGUGAAACCAAUGAAUGCCACAAUUAUUGCAUGCAUGGCACUUGCACCAUGUCUUCCACAGGACAGCAAAAAUGUUCUUGUCAACAUGGUUUCUAUGGAAAACGAUGUCAAUCAUCCAAAUGUUCGGGAUACUGUUUGAACGAGGGUGAAUGCAAAAUCGAUAAUAAUGGCGAUCCUAUGUGUGAGUGUACUGACAAUUUUAGUGGACAACGAUGCGAUCAAAAUUCAACGGAGAUUUGCUCCCUAUUCUGCAGGAUAUUGAAGUAUGACUCAGACACAUAUGUACCCUUUGGAUGUCAUGACAUAUGCGAAGAACUGGCAUCGGCCAAUGAGGAAACAGCUCGUCUAUACGCUAUACCGACGUAUAAACAUCUGGAGGUGUGCAAGGAUCAGGUGACAUGGACAAAUACAAUCAUAAUUGCACUUGUAGCAGGUGUGGUGUCAUGUCUGUGUUUGGUCCUUCUAAUUGUCCAUGGUGUACGACGUUUCUACAAGCCUGCAAGGCCAAGGAUAAAGAAAACUUUUGUGGUACGCAGACAACCAGCUGCCUCUUCCGAUACACCCUUAACAAAUCGGCCAAUUGCUACGGAGCAAUGUGAAAUUACAAUUGAAAAUUGUUGUAAUAUGAAUUAUUGUGAUACGCCUUGCUUUGAUCCCAAAAUGGUACAACAAACACUUUCCAGGGACAACAAUGCCAAAGAAGACAAAAAGAUUCUAAUACACAACAUGGAGGAUGAUCUUUACUAAGGUGGGUCACUAACCUAUUUCCACGAAACGGGCGCUUUAAACUCACGUCGCCCCACAAAAGAGGCCUUAUAACAUAGAAUCAUUGCCAUUUAUCUUGAAAAAGAGUAGCUAAGAUGUACUUAAACAUUUGUCCAUACAAGAAAAUCUUCCAGAAAAGCAUCUCAAAACUGGUUUGGUUAUAAUUAAAUUUACAAAGAACACGAAAAUAUGUACACAGAUGUGACUAGACUGGACCGAACAUAUUUUGUGUGUAAUGAUUGAAGAUUAUGAAAAGCUUUCCAAAGACACUUUAAUUGUAAAUAAUAGUAUUGGUUUAUAAAGUAAAUUUGCAUCAGGCCGACUUCUUUGUGUUCUUAACUUUCUAUAGGAAAUUUGUUUUUAUUUUUCAAAAACUAUUUUUUGCUGACAUUACACGCAUCUAUUUUUCCUUUUUACUGACAGACAAUCAGUUUGUCCGUUAUGCCACGGGUUUACUUAAUUUAGUUCAAUUAUUAUUCUUAUGACUGAUGUUAAAAAAAAUAUUUAUAAUAAAUAUCAUAUAUUUGCAUACAUGUAGCAUAAAUGUAUACUGAAAAAAGAAAAAAAAAAUUUGCACAAAUUUUUGCAAGUAAAACCAAAAACAAAAAAAUGUCUGCUUAAAGCAAUAAAUCUACAAAUUACAUUAGAAAAGACAUACAUACAUGGUGUUCUAUGUACAUUGGACAUGCGUACACUGCACAAUUACUUUCAUCAUUGAAUUCAAAAGUCUUUCUUUUAAUACAAGUAGCGCUAAACGGGAUUGGAAAAACAGAGGUUUGUUUAUUUUAUUGGUUUUUAAAACGUUUUUCAAUCGAAAUAAAAGAACAAUGAAAAAAAAAGACGAAAGUUCAGCUCAAACGAAACUAACCCAUGUCAAGCAAAGAAAGGGAAAUUUUCAAACGACCAUUUCUUACAUUACUGGCAGCUAACAGAUCAAUGAAACUCCCACUGCAACUAAACUAAACCUCUUCUAUUUCCAUUCUCUUAGUAAUGCUCUAUUUGUUUAAGUUAUAAUUUGUUUAAAAUGUGAUUUGAAUUACUUAAUGGAAAUACAUAUGUACAUAAUUACUAAAAGGAAUACACUGGAUUGCAAUAGAGAAGCAACAGACUUUGUUUAUGAAUUCAACAGUCACCAUAAGCUGACUAAAUGUAAAUACAUACUCUUUACUUUAAAAAAAAGUUCCUUUUCUUAAUUAUCGACACAUCGACACUAUGUCCCAAUAUCUGCAAUUAGUAUACAUCUUGUUUAUGUUCCCUAUUAAUUUUGUAUCUGAAAAUUGAAUUUUUUAUCCUGCAAUUAUGUUUUGUGAUUUAAUGAGUUGUUACUGCCGCAGCAAUUUUGAAAAAUAGUUUAUUUUACCUGUCUAUGGUCAUACUUUUGCCAUUAACUACAUAUAGACAACAGAAUGAUGUCACAUACUAACUAGUAUCAUAGUCAUUUAUAUUAAGGAUGGAGUAGCUAUAGAUUAGUUUUACAUUUAGUUACGUUUUAAGAACAAUAAAUUGAAGUUAAAAACAAA
Molecule: messenger RNA, 3718 nt
Organism: Stomoxys calcitrans (stable fly)
Lineage: Eukaryota; Metazoa; Arthropoda; Insecta; Diptera; Muscidae
Gene: cue
Product: protein cueball
Exons: 4
Coding region: 294-2180 (628 amino acids)
Source: RefSeq, a predicted model, not a curated record